Wallemia mellicola CBS 633.66 is the source of this 3464-nucleotide messenger RNA. RefSeq lists its product as hypothetical. Gene Ontology annotation, molecular function: ATP-dependent chromatin remodeler activity; ATP binding; DNA translocase activity. Lineage: Eukaryota; Fungi; Basidiomycota; Wallemiomycetes; Wallemiales; Wallemiaceae. The record is from RefSeq and is a predicted model, not a curated record. Bases 714 to 3464 code for a protein of 916 amino acids. Gene Ontology annotation, biological process: double-strand break repair via homologous recombination; reciprocal meiotic recombination. The transcript is spliced from 6 exons. Gene Ontology annotation, cellular component: nucleus.
CGUGUGAUGGACAUUAUUAAGAUACAAAACCGAGUAAGGAAAGUUAUAAAUUAAUUGUAAAAAUCUCCAAGGUAUACAGUUAUGGCUUUAAAUUUACCAGACAUCCAAUUCUCCUCUAUUUCCACUCUCUCGUCUAAUUCGCUUAUGUCUUCUAUCGUAGUAUUACGUGGUAGGAACAUACAGACGUUUGGCGUUAUUGAUUUUGCUAAUUUUACAAGUUCUGUGCCUGUUACGGGUUUGAGAUUGUUUAGCUUGAAAGUAUCCAGAUAAUCUAUACCGCCCCAGGGUGGUGAGUAGAAGAUAAUGUCGAUAUCGUAAUCACGUUUAUAGCUGUUAUACCAAUCUAUAUAGUUCAUGUUUAUAAACUUAAUCCUAUCAUCUACGCAGUAUAUCUUUGCAUUGUGCUUUGCCAAUUCAAUUUUGAUAGGAUCUAUGUCGAUUGCUAUCACUUUCUCACAGGUGAAGGCGAAGGCAAUAGCAUUGCCACCCACACCACAGAAUGCGUCUACUAUAACGUUGCAUCUGCAUCUCUCUGCUGUCUGCAUCGCUAUCAACUCAGGCGUGACUGAAUACCAGGAUUCUUCAUCUAAAAGGAUUCCCUGGUCGUAUUGACUGAACAAUCUAUUCCUCUGAUGAUAAUACUUGAGAAGAUGCUCUGGCACUUGUGAUUUAUCUCUGUAAAUAAGUUCUUUAUAUUUGUCUUCCAUUUACAAAUGAAGAGAUCAAGAGAUAGCAGCUUUAAAUCGCCGGCUAUAAAUCAGAUUUCUAAUAAAAAUGUGGAAGCCAGUACAUCUUCACAGUGCUGGUCUGUACAAUGGAGGAAUCCUCAGUUUAAGAAGCAUAAGACCUGGGAUGGUGAUGGCACAUUGACUAUCAGAGGAAAUCAGCUCAUACUGAAGGAUACGAAUAGCAGUGUUAUUGGUAGAUCAUUUGAUAAGAAGAAUAACCAAUACGAAUCAGGUGCUCAGUUUGUUAUCGGCGGUAAGGACGUUGAACUAGAUCAAUUACUCGAUUCAGACACCAAAGAAAACGCCCCAUUACAAACAAAGGGUGUCCCUACUGCUUCAUUUUACACGUCUGUCGCUGCUAGUGCGAAACCAUACAAACCACCGACAAUCAAUCGCACUUUGGAAUCCACGAGCAAACCAGCAUCGAGCCAUCUGGAACAUGAUAAUCUCAAUCAACACUCUGUGACCACGUCUAGUAGUCUAGCAGUCACAAAUCCACGCGUAAUUCCUACUCCCAUAUCAAAAUUCGAUCCAAAUGCACCAGACGCACUCGUUAUGCCACCAAUUUCAACCUAUGUUGCCAAUAAACUCAAUCCAAAGCAAUUCCCACUGGUUGAUGUCGUCCUUGAUCCACAUAUUUCAUCAAAACUUCGUCCUCAUCAGAGAGAAGGUGUUAAAUUCAUGUACGAAGCUGUCAUGGGUAUGCGUGGCCACAAAGGAAACGGCUGUAUUUUGGCAGACGAAAUGGGUCUCGGUAAAACUCUCCAAGUUAUCGCUUUAAUUUGGACCUUACUGAAACAAAAUCCAGUCACAAACUCAGGUCCUGUUAUCGGAAAGGCAAUGAUAGUAUGUCCGGUAUCGCUAGUAAACAAUUGGAAGAAAGAGUUUAGCAAAUGGAUUGGACAGUCAAAGAUUGGCAUCUUCGUUGGUGAUAAAGAUGUCACAGAGAUUAAGAAGUUUCAACAAUCACGUAUUCAUCAAGUUCUCAUCAUUGGCUAUGAGAAGUUAAGAACAGCUGCAGAGGUUCUGAAGUUUUGCCAACCUCAAAUAGGACUAAUAGUUUGUGAUGAAGGUCAUCGCUUGAAAUCAUCUAACAAGACAUCACAAGUGUUUGAAGCAUUUCCUACCCGGCGUCGUAUUAUUUUGUCGGGUACACCUAUUCAGAAUGAUCUUGGUGAAUAUUACUGUAUGACUGAAUUUUGCAACCCUGGUCUACUGGAUACCUAUGCGUCGUUCAAGAAAAAAUAUGAGACUCCUAUUAUGAGGAGUAGAGCACCUAAUUGUAGUAAGGGUGACUUGGAGAUAGGAAGACAACGUUCAGAAGGACUUUCAGCACUCAAUGACCAGUUUGUUUUAAGACGAACAGCUGACAUUCUCGUGAACGUCUUACCACCAAAGACAGAAUUUGUUGUGUUUAUUGCACCUACGAAGCUCCAAUUACGAUUAUAUCAACAAUUAGUGCAGACAUCAAUCGUACAGAAGGUACUGGAUAAAUUGAGUGGUCAACAUUUAGCGCUUAUAGGUAUCUUGAGAAACCUUUGCAACUCUCCAGGUAUACUGUAUAACAUUAUGCAGAAUAAUUCGACGGAUACCCACAAAGAAUUUAAGUUCGACAGUUGCAAAGAACUUUUUCCUGUAAAUGUCAAUCCGAAUGAUUUCAAUCUGAGUGGCAAGCUAAAGGCCUUGGGUAGACUGUUGAAAACUCUCAAGAACCAAACUGAAGAGAAGGUCAUUGUAGUGUCAAACUUCACUACGACUCUAAACUUGAUAGAAACGCAUUGUCGCGUAAACAAAUACAAAUUUUGUAGACUUGAUGGGUCAACUCAGCAGGCUAAGCGACAAGAGAUAGUUGAUAGUUUCAACCGUUCACCUCAAGCUGGUAAAUUCAUUUUCUUACUAUCCACAAAGUCUGGUGGUGUUGGUUUAAACCUUAUUGGAGCUUCACGACUUAUUCUAUUCGAAAGUGAUUGGAAUCCAUCAAAUGAUUUACAAGCCAUGGCGAGAAUACAUAGAGAUGGUCAAACCAGACCAGUAUUUAUAUAUAGAUUCUUGACAACUGGCACGAUAGAUGAAAAGAUAUUUCAAAGACAGUUAACAAAAAUUGGAUUAUCGAAUUCAUUAAUGGGUAAUACAGUUGAGAAGAAGAAUGAAACGGAUUCUUUCACAAUUGAAGAACUAAGAGCGCUAUUUAAAGUUGACGAUGAUACUAUUUGUGGUACUCAUGAUUUACUUGAUUGCAGUUGUAAUGUCGAAAGCCCAUCAGCCAUUACAGAAGUUGAGAACAACGAUGAAAACGAACCACAAGGCUUUAUAAGCGCUAGUCAACAUCAAACUAAACUUUUUGGUGCAUCUAAGAGAGAUAGACAAGCUAAGCUUGCUGCAUUGGAAGGGUGGAACCAUAUUGAUUGCCUUCAAGAAACUCAACUUGAGUCCCUUGCUGACGAUGUGUUGAAAAAAUUGACAAUAUACAAUGAAACAAAGGAAGCGAUAUCAAAUAAUGAUGCAAAUGAUACCAAGAACGCUGCAUAUGCAUCACAUUCAUAUGAAUCUGCUGAAGAUUUCUGUCCUGCAAGUGAUGAAGAAGAGGAAGAAGAGGAAGACGAUGAACCAAAACCUAAAUUACAGAAGAUUGAGCAUCAAUGGACUGAUUUCAGUAUGAAUGAUUUCAUUGGGGAUGAAAACAACGAAGGAAGGGUCACAUAUUUAUUUAAGAAAGUUUCAGGAAGUGUUGUAUAA